AUAUAAGUUUAGUAAGUAGGAAAAAAGAAAAAAAGAAAAGAAAAAACAUUCGUAUCAUCUAAUACAAAAUGAGCUUUCCCAAAAUCAACAUAGCUUUGUUCUUUCUCAUUUUGGCUUCAGUAUUAGCGACAAUUCCCUCUUCAGACUCUCAAGGUUUACCCAAACCAUUAUCUAGUGAAUUCAGGCCGGAUUUCCAGGUGCAUGUUGUCAACAAUUUGGGCAGAAACAAGAUAUUACUUGUACAUUGCAAGUCUAAAGAUAAUGAUCUUGGUAUCCAUAAUCUUACAGUUGGGUCUGAAUUUUCUUGGAGGUGUAAAACUGGUCCAACUCUUCCUCCUGGGAGUUAUGUUUCUGAAUGCAUUUGGGUUGCUAAAGAUAAUGGGGUUUAUAUGAAGGAUCUUAUGGCAAACAGAGAUGACUUUAUUAGUGGUUGGCAGCAAGGAAGGGUAAUUGAUUAAGAAAAAUUAGAAUACUAUUGAUUAUUGAAAAAAGAAUUGUCGUCAAAUAAGUAAUGUAGUCUAUCUGAAUUUGCAAUAAAGUGUUUAAUGAAAAUAAAAGUCUUCCAAAUAUUGUUACC
This is a messenger RNA of Jatropha curcas, 577 nucleotides long. The record is from RefSeq and is a predicted model, not a curated record. NCBI's taxonomy places the organism in Eukaryota, Viridiplantae, Streptophyta, Magnoliopsida, Malpighiales, Euphorbiaceae.